AUGUUAUUAGACCGUUACAUUUCGAAUGGACCUAUUCAAUCUGUAAAAUAUAGACUUCCAAAACCACCGGAUCUUACGGGUGCUUUAAAACCAAAUCAAGAAUUAACACAUGCUGAAACAUUAUUGCUGAAUGAAAUUAAUGGACCGGAAUCAAUUGCAAUACAUGAAGAAACUAAAACUAUUUAUGUUGGGCUUAAAAACGGCUUCAUUGCCACAAUUGAAAUUGAUAAAUUUAAAAAUGCGAAGUUGGUGAAAGAUUUCAAAUUAUUUACAAGAGCGGAAUACGGUAAACCAUGUGAUGGAAGCUAUCAUUCAUUACCGGAAUGUGGCCGUCCUUUAGGAAUACGAUUCAAUCGAAAAAAUCCGAAUUUAUUAUUUAUUGCUGAUGCUUAUUACGGAUUUUUCGAAGUAAACAUUCAAAAUGAGACGAUAAGACAAAUUCUAAAGCCUGGAACGAAGAUAUCACAUCAUUCAUCUUCGCCAGUUGUUCAUUUUAAUGACUUUGAUAUCAGCCAAGAUGGAAAUCACAUUGUCUUCACUGAACCAUCUCAUCGUUUUGCUGAUCGUGAUUGUUUUUAUGCAAUGGCUGAACACAGACCGGAUGGAAGAUUAUUGCAUUAUAAUAUGCAUACCGGUGUACUCCGUGUUCUGAUCGAUCGUUUAUAUUAUCCGAACGGUGUAGAAUUUGAUAAGACUGGAAAAUGUGUAUUUUUUUCCGAAAUGGGCAAUCUUCGAAUACUGAAGUAUUGCUUCAAUUAUAAAUAUCAAAAAUACAUGAUUGUGGCAAGUAAUUUACCCGGCUAUCCGGAUAAUAUUCGAAUGGCUAAUAAUGGCAUGUUAUGGGUACCACUUGGUCAAACUCGUUUAGAAGAUGAUUCUUGGAUUACUGAAAGGCCAUUUCUGAGGGAUAUUAUAGCAAUGAUUGCAAAAAGUGAUAGAUUUAUGGCAAUUCUUGACUAUUUCUUACCCAAAUAUGGUUUGUUACUGCUUAUUGAUCCAAUUAAUGGUACUAUAAUGCGAAGUUUCCAUGAUCCUACUGGUUUAACUAUAAAUUCAAUUUCACAGGCGGUGGAAUUUGAUGAUGGUACUAUCCUACUUGGCGGUGAUAAUAAUAUGUUCUUGGCCAGAUUUAAACCAUCAGUACCGUUAUGA
Acanthocheilonema viteae is the source of this 1152-nucleotide messenger RNA. The record is from the annotation of a GenBank genome assembly. Lineage: Eukaryota; Metazoa; Nematoda; Chromadorea; Rhabditida; Onchocercidae.